Messenger RNA from Trichoderma citrinoviride, 417 nucleotides. RefSeq lists its product as hypothetical. The transcript has a single exon. NCBI's taxonomy places the organism in Eukaryota, Fungi, Ascomycota, Sordariomycetes, Hypocreales, Hypocreaceae. The record is from RefSeq and is a predicted model, not a curated record. Bases 1 to 417 code for a protein of 138 amino acids.
AUGUCCGGCCAUUUUGACGCGGAUGCCUACAAACGCAACAGCCUUCCGAAAACGUUCUAUCGGGUAACUUAUCCCGGGUCUCAAGCUCGGGAUGAAGACACCGGAGAUUAUGUAUCAGACACGAAUCUCGAGAUUUCAGACAAUCUGCAUCUGAAGCAAGUCGCCGAGAACCAUUUCUACUGGCGGAGAGAACCAAGCCCUUUUGUAUCCGUCUUCUCUGACAAGAAACAUGCCCUCAACUGGGCGUACAGACGAGUGGACAGGCUCAACUGUGGCCUGGACGAGGUCUACAUCAGCAAGAUUGAUACGGCAAAGCUGCCGCUUGGCACCCGCGUGUUUGAUGCUACGUUUCUGGUCGGCGUGCUAGAUAUCUAUCAUCCAUCACCUCAAUCUCUCAACUUAUACGGAAAGACAUAA